CCCCAGUCUUGCAGAACCGAUUUGAAGACACCAAAAUGAUAUCAGACGAGUGAGCGCAACUCUUCCUUCGAGCCGCCUCCUUCACAUACACACCAGCCCCAUCCAUCCAUUCAUUUGUGUGUAUGUGCCUGUUGACUGACAUACAUGUAGGUAUGAGCAGCAUCUGCAGCAGGUGGCCAACGCCAUGGCUGACGAGGCGGCGGCCAAGGAGGAGGCCGACGCCGCCAGCCAGGAGAGAGCCAGAAAGAGAGCCGAGGAGCACAAGGCUAGACCGCAGAGCACACGCUCGUCCUACCGCAUAGGACCGAGGUUCAUCAUCAAGUAAAGGAGACAGACAGACACCGACGACAUCCAUCCACCGCACCGCAUGCACCACGUGUGUGUCCGGUGUUCUUUUGGUAUGCAGCGAGUCUGCCGGUGAGGAUUCGGAUGUGUCGACGUUUGUGCGGCAGCCGGCGCCGGGACGUGUGGGGACCGGCCUGGAGAUAUACUCGCUCCGGUUCUCACCCGAAGGGGACCUCAUUGCUGCGGCGUUUGCCGAUGGGGUCGUCAAGGCAAGUCACAAUUAACACUUACUUACAUGCGUGAAUGAAGAGGGGCAGGCGGGCCUUGUGUCCGUAUUGUCAUGAUCACGUGCAGUCCAUGUCUUAAUUAAUUGCGUCGUCAUGUCUUGUGUGUGUUGCAGGUCUACGCCAGCCUGACUGGCAAGGAGAAGGCGGCCCCAAUACACACCGGUAAGGCGAGGCGCACACACGGACGGAAACUGAAGGGACAGUGACGACGGGGGUGACUGUCUAUGUGUCUUUCGCGUAUAUGGAUGGGGUCCGUCCAUCCACACCAGGUGGCCCGGAGCACCUGCCGUGCAUGCAAGUGCGGUGGCGGCCGCACCUUGCCACCAGUAGCAAGACCAGAAACGUUGUCGUCACAGUCAGUAAGACAAGACACACCAGAUAACAGACAGACAGACAGACAGACCCGCACAGGACAGAGCACCGAAUGUACGUGUACGUGUCUUGGUAACACACACACAGACGCGCAGGGCAAGAUUCAGCAGUGGCAUGCGGCGUCGUCCAAGCUGCUGAGCGAGGUGUGGUCGCCCGAGGAGCAGUUCUACUGCAUGGACUACACCAAGGAUGCCACCACCUUCGCAGCCGCCGGCAAACUCAAACAGGUGACGACAAAGAAAUGACCACCACACGCAACACAACACACGCCUGGAGAGACAUCCAUCGCUGCAUGCGUACGUGUGUGUGUCAGAUCAGUGUGUAUGAUGAGGAGACGCGUCAGCUCAAGCAGGUCAUGAAGGGCGGGUGAGUUAACUAAAGCAGACAGUCAGACAGACAGGGCAAAACUGACUGCAUGUGGUGCUUUGCUUCCUUUGUACAUGCCAUGCAGCGAUUACACGACGGCAGUGGGCCAUUCGCUGCGCGUCUUUGCCCUCAAGUUCCACCCACAAGACAGGUAGGUAGGUCGGGGGAUAGGGUACCAUACAUACCCCAUCGAAGCAUCCACACACACGCGCGUGUCUUGUCUCGUGUGUAUGCAAUCAAAUCGCUCAGCAACGUGAUAGUGACGGGUGGGUGGGACCAGACGGUCCAGCUGUGGGACUGCCGCCUGAGCCGAGCCGUCCGAUCGAUUCACGGGCCUGACAUUCAGGGAGACGCUGUUGACAUUUCGGAAGACGGUCAGUCAGCCAGUGCUCACCACACAACAUAUUCUGAUAUUGUUUGUGCCUGAGUGCUGUCGAUACUGACUGCAUGGCAUGGAUCGGCUGUGUGUGUGCUGGCUGGGUGUGUGCAGGGAAGACCAUUCUGACAGGCUCGCAUCGCUCCAAGGAGGCCCUCGAGGUGCGUGAGACACACACACACGAGAAGAGGAGAGGGCGGGCAUACCCGGAUGGAUGGAUGGGUUGCUGUGCCUGCGUGAAUUGAAGCUGUGGGAUGUUGGCUCCCUGAAGCGCACCGACCUGAUUGAAUGGAUGAAACCGGUGGGUGAGCAAAGGACACACAGAGACACACACGCAUGUGGGCGCGGCGCGUGUGUGUCUUGUGCAUCAGGACGGCACCCCUGCCGAUGAGGGCUGUCCUCUCUACUCGGCGCAAUUCAGCAAAGUAAGUCGGAUACACCAGAAUGAAUGGCCUGUUGUGUGUGCACGUGUGUGCAUGUCUCCCUUUCUCUAUGUCCAUGAUCAUCUUCACUGCUAUCAGGACCCCCAGAGCCGCCUCAUCGCCGCUGGUGGCGGGAGCGGCGGAAUGCCCGGAGAGGCGCAGUUCUUCGACCGCACAUGCUUCAACGUCGUAAGUGCUGGCUGAUGCAAGUGACGCCUCUCAACACACAAUAAAUUGCUACCGGCCUGUCCAUCCAUCCCAUUCUGUCUGUGGACGAGCAGGCGUUUGGUUUGAUCACGGGUAUGGCCAAGGGAUGCUUCACAGUCGACUUCUCGCCCGACAACUCAGCGGUUGGUUGGUUGACCCACCACAUCAAUCAAUCACACACGAGAUACACAGCCACUUACAUAUCUGGUGUCUCUCUCUCCUUUCCGCCCUGGUAUGUAUCGUCAGAUCGCUACUGCCGGUGCGGACAGCACCGUGCGUGUGCUGCAGAUCUACUGAUUGGUUGAUGUGGGAGUGACAUCGCUGGGUG
Vitrella brassicaformis is the source of this 2643-nucleotide messenger RNA. Lineage: Eukaryota; Vitrellaceae. The record is from the annotation of a GenBank genome assembly.